AUGCCCCCUUCUGUGAAGGCGCUGGGUCAGGCCAGGCCCUCUGGUGCAGGUAUAGCCCCGCAGGCCUGCUGCUGCUCCCUUGGGGCCGUGCGGAGAAGGCUGCCCAUCCUGGCCUGGCUGCCGAACUACUCCAUGCAGUGGCUGAAGAUGGACUUCAUCGCCGGCCUCUCGGUCGGGCUCACGGUCAUUCCCCAGGCGCUGGCCUAUGCUGAGGUGGCUGGACUCCCGCCUCAGUACGGCCUCUACUCUGCCUUCAUGGGGUGCUUCGUCUAUUUCUUCCUGGGCACCUCCCGGGAUGUGACUCUGGGCCCCACAGCUAUCAUGUCCCUCCUGGUCUCCUUCUACACCUUCCAUGAGCCCGCCUAUGCCGUGCUGCUGGCCUUCCUGUCGGGCUGCAUCCAGUUAGCCAUGGGGUUCUUGUGCUUGGGGUUCCUGCUGGACUUCAUCUCCUGCCCCGUCAUUAAAGGUUUCACCUCUGCUGCUGCUGUCACCAUUGGAUUCGGGCAGAUCAAGAAUCUCCUGGGGCUGCAGCACAUCCCUAGGCAGUUUUUUCUGCAAGUGUAUCACACCUUCUGCAACAUCGGAGAGACCAGGGUGGGUGAUGCAGUGCUGGGGCUGGUCUGCAUGGUGCUGCUGCUGGUGCUGAAGCUGAUGCGGGACCACGUGCCUCCUGUCCAUCCUGAGAUGCCCCCCGGCGUGCGGCUCAGCCACAGUCUGGUUUGGACUGCUACCACAGCUCGCAAUGCCCUGGUGGUCUCCUUUGCCGCCCUGGUUGCGUACUCCUUUGAGGUGACCGGAUACCAGCCUUUUGUUCUAACUGGGGAGAUAGCCAAGGGGCUCCCUCCAGUCCGGACCCCUCCCUUCUCAGUGACCACCGCCAACGGGACAGUCUCCUUCACCGAGAUGGUACAGGACAUGGGGGCAGGGCUGGCUGUGGUGCCCCUGAUGGGUCUCCUGGAGAGCAUUGCUGUGGCCAAGUCCUUUGCUUCUCAAAAUAAUUACCGCAUUGACGCCAACCAGGAGCUGCUGGCCAUCGGCCUCACCAACGUGCUGGGCUCUUUGGUCUCUUCCUACCCGGUCACAGGCAGCUUUGGACGGACAGCUGUGAACUCCCAUUCGGGGGUGUGCACCCCAGCAGGGGGCCUGGUGACAGGAGUCCUGGUGCUGCUGUCACUGGACUACCUGACCUCGCUCUUCUUCUACAUCCCGAAGUCUGCCCUGGCCGCCGUCAUCAUCAUGGCCGUGGCCCCCCUGUUUGACACCAAGAUUGUGGGGACGCUCUGGCACGUGAAGAGGCUGGACUUGCUGCCCCUGUGCGUGACAUUCCUGCUCUGCUUCUGGGAGGUCCAGUACGGCAUCCUGGCAGGGACCCUGGUGUCCAUGCUGAUUCUCCUGCACUCCGUGGCCAGACCCAAGAUGCAGGUGUCCGAGGGGCCAGUGCUUGUCCUGCAGCCGGCCAGCGGCCUGCACUUCCCUGCGGUCGAGGCCCUCCGGGAGGUGAUACUCAGCCGAGCUCUGGAAGCAUCCCCUCCGCGCUGCGCGGUCCUGGAGUGCACCCACAUCUGCAGCAUCGACUACACCGUAGUGCUGGGGCUCGGGGAGCUCCUGGAGGACUUCCACAAGCAGGGCGUCACCCUCGCCUUCGUCGGCCUGCAGGUCCCUGUUCUCCGUGUCUUGCUGUCUGCUGACCUGAAGGGCGUUCAGUACUUUUCCACACUGGAGGAAGCAGAGAAAUACCUGAAGCAAGAACCAGGGACCCAGCCCUACAACAUCAGUGAAGAUUCUGUUCCAGAACACAAGGUUGCCCUGUUGAAGGCCUGAUUGGGCCACCGAUGGGUGACUGAUGUUUGGAGAGUCUCGCAGAAGGUUCUUGUCCCUACGACGCCAGAUGCUGCCUUGUAAAUGCGCUGGCCUGAGGGGUUGAGAACGCCUGAGCAGGUGAUCUGGAGGAGGAAGAAGGCAACUAGGCGUCGAAAUCCACAGGCGGGACUCAUUGGCUU
Molecule: messenger RNA, 2000 nt
Organism: Ceratotherium simum simum (southern white rhinoceros)
Lineage: Eukaryota; Metazoa; Chordata; Mammalia; Perissodactyla; Rhinocerotidae
Gene: SLC26A11
Product: solute carrier family 26 member 11
Biological process (GO): sulfate transmembrane transport
Cellular component (GO): membrane
Molecular function (GO): secondary active sulfate transmembrane transporter activity
Source: RefSeq, a predicted model, not a curated record